Messenger RNA from Neogale vison (American mink), 1565 nucleotides. RefSeq names its product zinc finger CCHC-type containing 18 (gene ZCCHC18). Lineage: Eukaryota; Metazoa; Chordata; Mammalia; Carnivora; Mustelidae. The record is from RefSeq and is a predicted model, not a curated record. Gene Ontology annotation, cellular component: nucleus.
AUGGCUAGUGUCAUUGCACCAGUGGGUAACAUGUGGCAAAACACACCCUUGCCACUUUGGACCCUUUCAAUUUUGAGGUCCCUGGGGAGGAGUCUUGGUCCUUUAAAGGUCCACAUGGCAGAAAGAAAUGUGAAGUUGUUCUUCGGGAGAGUGGUGCCAGCCCAAGGGGAAGAAACCUUUGAAAACUGGCUGAUCCAAGUCAAUGGGGUCCUGCCUGAUUGGAAUAUGUCUGAGGAGGAAAAGCUCAAACUGUUGAAAACACUUAGGGGUCCAGCCCGGGAGGUAAUGCAUUUGCUCCAGGCCACCAACCCCAAUCUAAGUGUGGCUGAUUUCGUGUGGGCGAUGAAACUGGUGUUUGGGGAGUCUGAAAGCAGUGUCACCACUCAUGGUAAAUUUUUUAACACUCUGCACACAUAAGGGGAGAAAGCCUUCCUUUAUGUGAUCUGUUUGGAAGUGCAGCUCCAGAAUGCUAUUCAGGCAGGGAUAGCUCAGAAAGAUGCCAACCAGACUCGCCUGCAGCAGCUCCUUUUAGGAGCUGAGUUAAAUAGGGACCUGCACUUUAGGCUAAAACAUAUUCUCAGGAUAUAUGCAAAUGAUCAGGAUCAUCUUCCUAGUUUCUUGGAGUUAAUCAAGAUGAUAAGGGAGGAAGAGGAUUAGAAUGACACAUUUGUGAAACCAAAGCGACCCAAGAGGUCUGAGGUAAUCUUGGAGAGGGCAGCAAGCCCUGUAGUAUUUCAGGGUCCCCAGCCAAUAGCAAUCAGCAGCACUGACCGCAACGUAAUAGAGGUAGAUGAUACCCUUGAUGACUCAGAUGAGGAUGUUAUCCUGGUGGAGUCUCAGGACCCUCUACUUACAUCCCUGGAAGCCCCACCCCUCAGAGGGGCCAGACCUCUUGAUCCAAUACUGGUCAUUGAUUGCACCAACAGUUCCCGGGCUCAAUCUCCUUACACCAGUGGGGGUUCUGGGUAUAAGAAUAAUGGUCCUGGGGAUGUGUGUAGAGCCAGGAAGUGAAAAUACGCAAUCUUCUGUUCAUAUUGUGGUGAGGAGGGCUACUCAACGGAAACCUGUAACAGUGAAAGCAACAAGGCCCAGGUGAUUGAGAAUCUCGUCAUCACCCUGCUGGAGCUGACACAUACAGAGAAGGAGAAGUCAAAAGAGGUUCCUGGCAAACACAAUGACCUCUUUGGGCCUUUAGUAAGGUAUUAGAAUGAGCCCUACGUGAACCGUCAACUGUAUUCAUGUGGGAAAAACAGCGGGGUGGGGAGAAGUAAACUUCUGUCUGCAUUAAUUAAUCCACAAAAUGGUUUUAUUUGGGGCAGAAAAGGUCUUAGAUGCCAUCAAAAUGGAGGGGAUGGCCUCAACCCUGUCCCUGCUCCCUCCUCUGUCUGCCUAAGGAUCUAUUCUGUGUGUGUGUCCAUUUCCUUGAUGACUAUUCUUUUAAUGAAAGGAGUAUAUUCUGUUAAACCUUCACAAAAUGAAGGAAAAUACAAAUUACUGGAAACUCUCCAUCCUUUUAUAAACAUUGUCAGCCCUUUGAAGAGUGUCCUUCUGGAUACUUCUCUGUA